AAAUAUUUUAGUAGGAAAAACUCCCAAUGAAUCUUUUUCUAACUCAAAAAUGCUUUUGAUGAAAGAACAGAAAAAUCCAUUGAAAAACCCAGAAGAAAAUGGCUUGGCCAAACGGCCACUAUCCCAAAUAACUGAUCAGGAACUUAAUGAAACAACUAUAACUGAAAAUGAACCUGUCUCAAAAAGAUUAAAGCUGGUUGGUUCAAAACCUGCAGAAGAGAAUGAAGAAAAUCCCUCUGAUGCUAUAACAUAUGAAUAUUCUGUUGAUGGGACAAAUAAACCAGUAGGAAAAGUGGCUGUAAACACCUCUCUGAGUAGAUGUUCAUCUUCAUCAAAUUCUUCAUGCAUUCAACAAGAGUUUGUGCCCGAAGAUAAUACUGUACAGAUAACACCUAUGGAAAAUGAACGUUCUCAAGAGAAUGAACUAUUACUUCCAGAAUGCAGAUCAUCUGUCUUAGAUAAUUCAACUGGCAUUAAUUACACAAUGAGUAGUAUUAAGAAUGUUUCAAAAUGCAAAACCUGUAAGGAGAUUUUUUCCUCCGCUCUUGAUUUAGAAAACCAUAUUCAGGAACAUCACCUUAAGCAAUUGAAAGAAAAAGGGAGUUCGUAUUGUACUUCUAAAUCAGAGCAUACUUCAUCUUUGCGAGCGCACAUCAAGCAGACUUCUGGCCAACUUACAUAUUUUUGUGAUCUCUGUGGUUAUCAGACUUUUAAGGAAGCUCUCCUACAAGCUCAUUUUCUUGGCAAGACACACCUCCGGCGACAAAAUCUGGCUGCCCGUGGUGGAUUUGUAAAGAUGUUAACAAAAAAAUCCUUUUGUAAAAAACAGCGGUUUUCAAUCAAAGAAAAGAAUGUCAGAACGAAAUUGGCAUCUAAUAAACAAAAAAUAACAGAUGAGCUUUCAGAUCAUUUAAGAAUUUCAAGCAAUAAGAUAGAGAACUUGAAAGAAAACUGUCAACGUUUAGUUGAAAUGAUACCAUCUACUGAACCAACAGAAUGUAUUACUAAGGAAGAGGCCUUAUUGUGGAAAGUGGAUGGAAAUGGUGAAGUCCUCUUUGAAAAAUCAGAUGUAUCAGAGUCUUCAGAAUGCAAUCCAAACCCUAACCCUAACCCUGCUAAAAGUACUCAAGUCACAGCUAGCAACUUAAACGCCACUGGUGUAUUAGGUAGUUUCUACAAAAAAAGAAGAAUCCUAUCACAAGGAAUGACUUUCAGGCAAAGCACUUUUUUCAGAAUAAAUCAACAGAUUAAAAGAAGAUACAAUCUUUUAGGUGUUGGUAAAAAAAGCAAGCUUGAUUUUAGAGUGAAGCAUAGUGUUCAGGGAGAGUUGCAUCGGAGUGAUUUAUCACAGGCCAAAGUUUUACAAAGUGAAGGUGAUGGCAAGGAUUUCUAUGCAGAUAUCCCCAAAACAGAAGCAUUACAUCAGAAUGAAAAAAAUAUACUGGAACAUAAGACUGCAUCAGAAAAGGAACUUGAUGAGCAGAGAGCACUAGAUCCUUGUAAUCAUGGUGGAUGUACCUCGUCAAAUAAAGAAGACCUGAAAUUGGAUGCUGAUAAAAUUCAUGGUGAAUUUAAAGUCCAUUGUCAAAUAUAUGGAUAUUCCUCUGACAGCAAGAACCUGGAACGUUGUCAAAAGAAUAAUAUUAUAGACGGUUGCAAGAAAAAUUGCCCUAAAUGUUCAUUUCUUGCCCCAAAUGACAUAAGCCUUGAGAAACACAUGUCUGAUGAGCAUAGCAUGGCUUUCUCUUGUUCUGCUUGCUGCAAGUAUUUUCAAACCAACGAAGAAGUAGCAGCUCAUAAUGCAACUGAGCAUCAUAGUGAUUUAUUGUCUCAAGGAAAUACCAUUCAGUCGCUUCAGAGUGAUCUGGCUGUGCAUUCAACAUCUUGUCCUUCAGGUGAACUUCCAAAGGUUGUAGAAUUGAAAGCACAACAGGCAGACCUCAAGCUCUCAAUAUUACAUCCUGGUAGUGAGCUCAAGGAGUCUGUUCUGAGCAGAAGUCAAUUUCAGUGUAAAAAAUGUUUUUAUAAAACAAGGUCUUCUUCUGUGCUUACAAGGCACAUAAAACUUCGCCAUGCUCAGGAAUACCAUUUCCUUUGUAAAGCGUGUAACCUUUAUUCAUUAAGCAAAGAAGGCAUGGAAAAACACAUAAAGCGAAGUAAACACCUUGAAAAUGCCAGAAAAAAUAACAUUGGCUUACGAUUUGAGGAAUGUAUUGAAAAGAUAUGUGUAGGUGGGACAGAUGGUAAAAAAGGAACUGAAGCCCCUAUUUCUGGAAGUUUAAAGACAGCAUUAGAGAAUGAGAGCAUACGUGCACCUUUCUCUUCUCUGCAGAAGGUAUCAAUAAAUAAAGAGUUGUACCCAUCAAAUGAAACAAUUAAAGAUAGUGAGUUGCUUUUUGGGGGCCUGCAAAAGAAAGGUAGACCUAAAGGGACAAUUUCUCGGACAUGUCCUCACUGUGGCCUAUUGGCGUCUAGUGUAACAAACUUGACUGUCCACAUUCGCCGAAAGCAUAGCCACCAGUACAGCUAUUUAUGCAAAGUAUGUAAUUACUAUACUGUAACUAAAGGUGAUAUGGAACGUCAUUGUGCUACAAAGAAGCAUAAAGGCCGCUUGGAAGCCAAUGGGGAGAAAAACGUUGAGUUUAUUGUUUGCCCAGAAAAUGAUAACAUUGAAGCCAACACAAAGAAAACAGAUGAUCCAGGAAGUCUUUCAAAAGAAUUCAUAGUUUCUAACGAUCAGGCUUCAGAGACAGAUCAAGCUAUUUUGGAAAGCAAGGGAGAUGAACAGGACAAUACCAUCCAAUUAAAUGUCAAAAAUAUAAUUCACCUUCCCAAAAGAGAUAGAGAUAGAAACUUUUCUGAAACACAACAUAAAAUUGGGGAAUCGAGUAACAUUAGCCAAGAUAAAAAUGUGCUGGUUCAAACAAGGCUAGCAACUGCAAAUGAUAAUAAGUGUGCGCAUUGUAACUUCAUUGCACAUUCUUUUUCUUCCUUGGAAGUACAUAUAAAACGCAAGCACACUAAAGAAUUUGAAUACUACUGCAUGGCCUGUGACUAUUAUGCAGUUACUUGCCGAGAGAUGAUUAGGCAUGCAGCAACAGAAAAGCAUAAAAUUAAAAGACAAACAUAUAUAGGUGCUUCCUCUGGAGAGGAGACAGAUGUAGCAAGUAUUGCCAAAGAAACUGCUAUUGUUUCUGAAGAAGAGCAGCAAAGUACAGAAGAUCUUCAGAUUUCAUUAGAUGAAACAAAGUCCAAAAGUAACAUUGAAGAGGAAAACCCAGACAACCAGGUCAUGCAUGAAGUGAAUAAGUCACCUACCUAUCUGGCAUUAGAAGACAGUGUUGCUUCAAAGGUUUCUAAAGAUUGCAUUCUUGAGCCUCUAGAUGGUGAAACUGAAGAUGGAACUGAUCAAGGCAGAAAAAAUACAAGUGGUGAAGAAAAUGAUCAAAAUGAAGGUCUUAAACUCAAUGAGAUGGUUGAACUUAAGGAAACAAUUGAUUGUGUUCUGCAUCAAAAUCAAGAAAUAGCAAAAUCAAACAUUCAUUUGGCAACAGUUCCUGGAAAUGGAAACAUGGCUUUCGAUGAAAAUUCUCCAAAUUCAGAUUUAAUGAAAAAUGAAAACAAACUGGAGGAAGAUUCUGAAAAAAGAUAUGAAAGUUCAGAAGUAGCUACUGAAGAAGUGAAAACAGAUGAAACCCAUUUGUCUAUGGUUUCAGACACUGGUAGUGUACUGGGGCAGGAAAACAUCAGUGAAAGUACUGAAAGUUUUAAAAACACCCAAAUUUUACAGCAACAGAUAAACACUAAGCAAUGUCCUACAGUGGAAGAAGAGGGUACCUUGAUAGAUGCCCAGCAAGAAACAGGAGUAUCUUUGAAUAAUAUUUGGGGUUCAGAUAGUUCAGUAGCUGAAGUCAUGGACAAAAAUGAUAUAGCUUUGGAUACUUUAAACAGUGUUGAUGGCAAAAUAGUAGAUGGAACAGGGAUGCAAAACUGUGGUCAGUUUGAUUCUUCAAUAGUGAAAAUAAACCAUGAAGACAAUUGUGAACAAGUUGAUCACCCAGUUGAUGGCCAGAAUCUGAAUAAGCAAAAAAGUUGGGAUAGGGCUAUAAAAGUGGAUUGCCCACGGAAUGAUGGAAAAAAGAAGAAGGUAGAAAGCCAUCCUAUGAAAGAAUCUCCACGAAUUUGUUGUGAUGACUGUGGUUUUUUAGCAGAUGGUUUAAGUGGACUAAAUGUUCACAUAGCCAUGAAGCAUCCAUCAAAGGAGAAGCAUUUCCAUUGCUUACUAUGUGGAAAAUCGUUCUACACUGAGAGCAGCCUUCAUCAGCAUCUGGCUAGUGCUGGCCAUAUGAGAAAUGAACAAGCAAGUGUGGAAGAGUUGCCGGAAGGGGGUGCCACCUUUAAAUGUGUGAAAUGCACAGAACCUUUUGAUUCUGAACAAAAUUUAUUCCUUCACAUAAAAGAACAACAUGAAGAACUGCUCCGGGAAGUCAAUAAGUAUAUUGUUGAAGAUACUGAACAAAUUGUCCGAGAGCGAGAAGAAAAUAAAGGCAAUAUUUGCAAAUAUUGUGGGAAGAUAUGCAGAAGUAGUAAUUCAAUGGCUUUCCUUGCUCAUAUCCGUACUCAUACAGGAUCAAAGCCAUUCAAGUGCAAGAUUUGCCAUUUUGCAACAGCUCAACUAGGAGAUGCCAGAAACCAUGUCAAGAGGCACCUUGGGAUGAGGGAAUACAAGUGUCAUAUCUGUGGUGCCAAGUUUCAAACUGAAACUCUCACCCGAAAAGAAGCAUAUGUUGAAACUAAAGAGAGAGCAGCAUCAGGGUUACAGCAGUCAGUGGUUCAGAAUGAUGAGGAUUUAUCAAGGCAACGGGCAUUGUCAAAUGAGGCUUAG
Messenger RNA from Protobothrops mucrosquamatus (brown spotted pit viper), 4885 nucleotides. RefSeq names its product zinc finger protein 407 (gene ZNF407). Gene Ontology annotation, cellular component: nucleus. The coding region runs from base 50 to 4885 and encodes 1611 amino acids. Gene Ontology annotation, biological process: regulation of gene expression. The transcript is spliced from 3 exons. Gene Ontology annotation, molecular function: zinc ion binding; nucleic acid binding. NCBI's taxonomy places the organism in Eukaryota, Metazoa, Chordata, Lepidosauria, Squamata, Viperidae. The record is from RefSeq and is a predicted model, not a curated record.